UUUUGCUGUGUAGGUGGUUUCGGACGCAGCCUCUGUCUGACGCAUAGAAAGAAGCCUGUUUCUGCAUAAGUAUCUAAUAUGAUGGUGAGAGGAGAAACUGCAAGCAAUUUAUUUAAUAUUUCAAAAGUUUCUUUGUAAAUUCAUAUUGGGUCAUUCCUGUUCUACAGCACUUUUUUGAACUCUUUUUAUUAAUGCACAAAUUAAUACACUUGUGUUGAAAUUGGAAGUAUUUCAAUUUAAGUAUCUUUCAGAAAUAUGCUCUGCUUAAGCUCAUCAUAUGACAUCAUGACUUGAUUAAUUAUUACACACGCAAAUAAAGAACCAUUGCACUGAGUGAUUGACAGUCAGUUUAAAAGAACUUUUGAAGUGCUGAUAUUAUCAUACAGAUUUUUGUAUUUUGUCAAACCAACUAAUACCACAAACCAUUACAGGACAAGUCAAUUGCUUAUAGUGAUGUUUGUGCUGUAGUUUUCCCUCCAAAAUGAUGUCACUUCCUGAAGGAUGAUGUCAUUAAAGAACUGCUUUUUAAUAGUUUUGAUAGUUUAACAUUACAAAAGAUUAACAUGAUGGCCAAGUUAACAUCAUCUGCUUCAGAAGAAACAGACCCAGUUCAGCUGAGCUGUGAGAAUACUCUGGUAAACUCUCUUUACAGUUUCAACACGUGCUACCACUGCACAUGUGACAACAGCCAUGACAACCUGUGAGUAACUGAAUUAGUAAAAUCAAAAAGAAAUGUUUCUUUUUACACCUUGAAUUGUGAUAAUUGGUAUAUUUGUAGCUGAUAAAUUACUGCUAACACUGUCUGAUUAUUCUGAAAUAAACUGGAAAAAUGAUUCCCUUCUCAAAAGUGAUUCCCCUUAUAAGUUAUUUUUAUAUUUGUAGACUCACUUUCCAAAUCAAACCCGCCAACCAGCACAACAAAGGAAACCACAUUUUCCAUGGCAACCUCUACUCUACCUAUUAACAGAAGAAUGUCAGAUCUUAGUACUUGGAUGCCAAUUUCAACAACGUCCACACAAAAAAACUUCACAAAGGGACACAAAAAUAUCAGUAAUGGCUGCUGUUUCCACUACUGAAACCCCAGAAUCCACCAGAACUGACCUCAAACACCCAGAUUCCCAUCAGGACAACACACCAGAUCCCACAGCGACUUCCUCUUUCAUUAUGGCUGAAAAUUCAAUUUACCAGCCCUCAGCAGUAAUGGCUGCUGUUUCCACUACUAAAACCCCAGAAUCCACCAGAACUGAUGUUCAAAAAACAAAUACUUCAACCACACCACCGCAUCCACAAAAAGUCACAUGGUUUAUAGUGCUGGUUUUCACUGGUGUUGGUGUCAUUCUGACUGGAUUCAUCUGUCUGGGAUGCUUUGCAUGUAUAAAAGGAAGACAACACAAUAAAAUGAGAUCAAUAAGAUCAGAUGUGCCCAGUCAAGGAAUUGGUAUGAGUUCUGCAGAGAUAUAUUCUCUGAUCACUUCUGAACCAGUCACAUCUCAGCCCAUAUCUGUGGGCCUCGAACACCCAGAUUCCCAUCAGGACAACACACCAGAUCCCACAGCGACUUCCUCUUUCAUUAUGGCUGAAAAUUCAAUGUACCAGCCCUCAGAUGUUUUGGUCAAUAAACAACAGAAAGAGGGAAAUAUGGAAAAUGAGAAUGUUUACCACCUGUACUGCACGAUCCCUGACAGACCAGUUCACUCAAACGCAGCAGAUCAAGUCUACAGUUUGGUGAACUGAUGCAUAUCAUAUGUAUAUCCAUUAUAAAGUUUCUUUACUUGAAGAAAAAUAGGUGUUUACUUUAUUCAGUGCUUGGUGUGGAACCCCUUAAUAUUGGACUUAAAAUAUCACAUUUAAUAUUAAUACUAUUUAUUUUUAACCAUCCCUGACUAUGUUUAGCUUAUGUCAUUCCAUGGAUAAAAGUAGGCUUUGCUUUGAAAACAUUAUCCAUAUAAAACCAUAAUAUACAGAUGAAAUUGCUUACUUACGGUUUGGGAUACAGCUUCUGUCAGAUCCAAUCCAGCGAUAUCAAUCUUUUUCUUUUUUUUUUACAGUCUAUGGAUCCAAUACUACAUCUUUCAACAAAAGUUUCUUUGCAAACUCUACAUUAUACUGGGCCUUCGUUUAAAAAACACAGUAAAAUGUUCAUUGUUCAAUGUUAUAUGUUCAAACAUAUAGGCCUAAUUCUCCGUCGCGAUCCGGGACGCCAAUAAAAACAAACCAGAUCCACUUGUUCCUGUGGAAAGUGUCAUUCUGAAGUCUGUACAGAGACAAAAACGCCGUUUAGGACGCGUCCAGGAGAUCUUUUACUGUUCAUUUGUCCUGAUGUCUGUACCUUUUAAACUGAUCUAUUUGCUUUUAACUAUGUGACGGUUGUGUCUGGUGAAGAGUGGGCGGGGCCUAUGGUCUGACGAUGUAAACCGAUUCGCCGAUGUCUUGCAGUCAUAUUUGCUGGUGUGACGCCAGAUCCCACAAUAUCCAAAUUAACCAUUUUUGGAACUUUAUUAAAUAAAUGCUUUGUUUAUACUGAGGAUGUAUUAAGCUAUGAAACUUUCAGGAUGUUUUCUUGAUACAAAGACUGUUUAUAUGUCAAAAGAUAAAGGAAAAUUUGAUUUUUCAUGUCAUAAUGACCCCUUUAAAGGUGCUACA
This is a messenger RNA of Megalobrama amblycephala (Wuchang bream), 2643 nucleotides long. RefSeq lists its product as uncharacterized. NCBI's taxonomy places the organism in Eukaryota, Metazoa, Chordata, Actinopteri, Cypriniformes, Xenocyprididae. The record is from RefSeq and is a predicted model, not a curated record. The coding region runs from base 1054 to 1734 and encodes 226 amino acids. The transcript is spliced from 14 exons.